This is a messenger RNA of Heterotrigona itama, 595 nucleotides long. NCBI's taxonomy places the organism in Eukaryota, Metazoa, Arthropoda, Insecta, Hymenoptera, Apidae. The record is from the annotation of a GenBank genome assembly.
UUCGUUGAAAUUACAGAAGAGGCUUGCAGCCUCUGUUAUGCGAUGUGGUAAAAAGAAAGUCUGGUUGGACCCCAAUGAAAUCAAUGAAAUUGCAAAUACAAAUUCUCGACAAAGCAUCCGGAAGCUGAUUAAAGAUGGUCUUAUUAUUAAAAAACCCGUUGCCGUUCAUUCUAGAGCUAGAGUUCGUAAGAAUACUGAAGCUAGACGCAAAGGACGUCAUUGUGGUUUUGGUAAAAGAAAAGGUACAGCAAAUGCUCGUACACCUCAAAAAGAUCUAUGGAUCCAAAGAAUGAGAGUUCUUCGUAGACUUCUGAAAAAAUAUCGUGAAACAAAAAAAAUUGACAGACACCUGUAUCAUUCCCUAUAUAUGAAAGCUAAGGGUAACGUAUUCAAGAAUAAGAGAGUUUUGAUGGAAUUUAUUCAUAAAAAGAAAGCUGAGAAAGCAAGAGCAGAGAUGCUUUCGGAUCAAGCAGAAGCGCGUCGUACUAAAGUUAGAGAAGCGCGUAAACGCAGAGCAGAACGUAUUGCCACAAAGAAACAAGAAUUAUUGCAAUCUUAUCAACGUGAAGAUGAAGCCGCAGCAGCACAGAAAAAA